UUUUGAUUAACCAGAUCUCACUGUGUGUAUAUAUAUGUUAGAGUAAACAAGUGAUUGUUCGUAAAUCAGAUAAGCUGUGAAAUUCUGGUCACAUCGAAAUGUCUUCCAAUUCCGAUUUUUCAUCAGUCGUGUUGUUGCUGUGUUUACUUGUGUGUUGCUGUGUUCAUGCGAAAUUGGAUGAUGUGAUGAGAAAUGAAUUGUUAACUCUUCACAACGAAGCAAGACAAGCUGUUCGAAAUGGUCAGCUAUUUGGACAACCGAUAGCAGUCUCCAUAAAACCACUGAAAUGGAAUGUGGAAUUGGAAAGGAAAGCACAAAUUCUGUCUGAUCAAUGUCGUGUUGGACAUGAUACAAAUGCUGAUCGUCAAAUACCGGAAUUCCAAUAUGUUGGACAGAAUUGGGCCGGUGCGACAGACAUCAAAACCGGAUUUCAAUUAUGGUUGGACGAAUACAAGAAUUAUGACUUCUACACGAGAACCUGUCGUAUGGGUCAGUGUGGUCAUUAUACUCAGCUUGUUUGGGAAGACACUACGGAUGUUGGAUGUGGUGUUACGGACUGUCCGAAUUUCCCAUACGGACUAAGUAUUGUGUGUAACUAUGGUCCUGGAGGCAAUUACCCUGGACGCCCACUGUACAGAACAACAUGAAGAAUUGUUGUGUACCGAAAUCAAUCAUUAUUGCAAUUGUCUUUUUUGCAUUUCAUUUAUCGUAUCACUCCUGUACACCGGUGAAAAUCGCCCAAUUCGUA
This is a messenger RNA of Schistosoma rodhaini, 748 nucleotides long. Lineage: Eukaryota; Metazoa; Platyhelminthes; Trematoda; Strigeidida; Schistosomatidae. The record is from the annotation of a GenBank genome assembly.